AUGGCCGAUUGGGAGGUCCGGAUGUCGAAUUCCAAGAAGAUUCAUUACUUCUAUAAUACCACGACCAAGGAAUCGCGAUGGGACCCACCGGAGGGAUUCACUGAGGAGCAAAUACGAGCAUUGCCUGGAGCUGCGGAAUAUAUGAACAAAAGCCAAGCGGAAUCUGCUGGUGCACCCGCUGGUCAGAUGCGAGCCAGUCAUCUGCUCGUAAAACACAGCGGAAGUCGGCGCCCGUCAAGCUGGAAGGAGGCCAACAUCACGCGAUCGAAAGAGGAGGCUAUCCAGAUUCUAGAGGAGUAUGGUGCCGAGAUUGGAACGGAUCGUAACAAAUUCGCCGAACUCGCUUCUGAGCACUCUGAUUGCUCUUCUCACAGAAACGGAGGUGACCUCGGCUGGUUUGGUAAAGGUCAGAUGCAGAAGCCGUUUGAAGACGGUGUGCUUGCUCUCGAAGUGGGUGGCAUUAGCGGUGUAGUCGAGACAGAAUCCGCACUGUCCCGAACAAUCAAGAAUGUCUUUGCUAUAAGCCCUCGCUCCCAAAGGGGAUUGGCAAGCUCAUCGACCACGACAGACCCUCGACCAACUUCGAAAGAUCGUUUGACGGUGAUGGCAACGUCUAAAUUAGCUCUGGCCGAAGAUGUCGAUAUGAAAAUCUCAAAGCUACUUGUGCACCCCAUCAAGAGCUGUCGAGGAAUAUCGUUGUCCGAAUCAAAAGUAACUUCUGAGGGUUUGCAGUAUGAUCGCCAAUACUUGAUCGUGGACGCCAAAACGCACAAAUUCAUAACUGCAAGGCAAUUUCCCAAGAUGGUACUUGUUGAGACGGCAAUCGAAGGCGGAGAAGUCCCGUUACUCUCUGUUUCGUUUCCUCAGGAAUCGGGAGUCAAGUCCUUCAAAACUUGCCUUGAGCCUAGCCCCGAGACUGUGUCAAAUUGGGAACUCAUAUCUGGUAUAGAAAUAUGGGCCAGCAUGGGUCUAGACGCCUAUGUUGUGGAGUCUUACCCUCCCGAUUCUACAAGCUCCCCCUCGGCAUUAUUCUCAUCUUACCUUGGUCGAGAAGUUCUUCUUGUUUUAAAGGGACCAACGUACAGACCUGUUAUCCCAACUUUGACUCAUCCUGAUCUCGACGUUGGCGUUCGAUUCCAGGACGGGUUUCCUUUGCUGGUAGCUACCACUGAAAGUCUGGUCGCUGUACAGGAAAAAAUUAGGCUAAGCGCUGCGGGAACAGAGGGAUGGAAAGUUGGAGGCAUUACUCCACAGUGGCAAACCGACGAGCUAGUCAUGGAAAGGUUCCGCCCUAAUAUUGUCGUGUCCGGAUCGCCUGCUCCAUUUGAUGAAGACUACUGGGGAGAUGUCCAGAUCGGGAGGGAUGGGUCGGAGGGCACCGUGAUAUCGUUGGUCAAGCGUUGUGACCGUUGUUUGCUUCCUAACAUCGACACCACUACGGGAGUCCGAGACAAUGCCGUGCCAUUCAAGGUCAUAUCCAAAUUCCGGCAAGUUGAACCGACAAAAGGCGUUACAGCCUGCUUCGCUAUGAGUGAUAUAUUACCGACCCUCCAACAAACCUUGAGCCCUGAUCCCAACCUUCGUAUUGCGGCCGAGUUGAAGUUGUCUGAGUUAUUUGCCCAACCUCAAACGGGACUUACUUUGACUCAAAUUUUGCUUUCAAAUGAGAUCGAGCUUACUGGAACUCUACUCAGGAAAUAUGUAAACGAACGAUGGUCUCCGUUUUUCUCAGGAUUCCGAGGAAAUGCACCGCCUGUAGAGAUCAAAACCGAGAUACGCGCCGGUGUCGUCAAAGGGCUUUCCGAUCCAGCCCGUAAAAUCCGUAGCUUAAGUGCUGCAGUCUGCUCUCUUGUUGCCCAUUGCGAUUGGCCGGACGAAUACCCAGAGCUAUUGGACCAGCUGAUCGCACUUCUAAACACCAACAAUUCCGAUGCCAUUCACGGUUCUAUGCAAGUAAUGGCAGAAUUCGUACGCACCGAUGUAUCCGAGGAUCAGAUUCUUCCUAUUUUAAGGCAACUACUACCUGUUCUGAUGAAUAUCCUUGGGGAUCCCGUUAAACAUGCGGCGCUGACCCGAGCGAGGACUAUCUCAGUAUUUAGGCAGUGCGUGGAAGCUCUGUAUAUGGUCAAGGAACAACACCCCUCCGCGGUUACCGAAGCUACUACUUCUGUUCUUCCAACUUGGUUAAAUGCGUUCCAAGUUUUGCUCGCUAUCGACCCACAGACCGAUGUCUCCAAUGAUGAUAAUUGGGACGGGCUUGCCGUUCGUACGGAAGUAUACAGGUCUCUUAACAUUAUCCAUACAAGUUUCCCCAAGUCAUUGUCUACUUUUACACCAACCAUCCUCAGUCAUUCGUUGACUCAUCUGAACCGGCUACUCCCUAUCUUUAUAAACUACUACGUCCGUGCUGACGCCGAUUCGGCACCAACUGCAUCAAGCGAUGACCCUGAUCAGCAAGCCUCGCUUACGAACCUGGCUAGCUCUCUCCUCGACUAUGUAGGAAGCGCAGUUCGGACUUCAGCAGGGCGUUCAUGGUUCGAGACCACCGACCGUGCUUUGCAAAAUUAUAUUGAAGCUGUAGCGGGCUGGUCUCAGAUGACACAGGAUGACGAGGAAAACUGGAGCAAUAAUCCCAAUGCCUUUGUUGCAGACGAGGACGAUGAAACGGGGCUGUUUAGCUUGCGUAUCGCUGGAUUCGAUCUUGUUAUGCAUUUCCUGGAUCGCAUUGCAGUACCUACUCUGCGAGCUUUGCAAGCAGUCACACAAAGUGCUGUUCAGCAGAUUCAUAACAGUAAUCGAAGUGCUGAAUGGUGGAAACCCCUUGAAGCCUUGUUGGCGAUUCUAGGUACCCACUCAGAGACCAUUCUUGAAACCCUUGAAAACGAAGAAUCGGAAGAACGACCAAAACCUAUUCACGUCGACGCCAUGAUCAAGGAGAUUGUUCCUCAAUUGGCAUCUGCAGCAGAGUAUCCAUUCCUUCAGGGCCGCGCAAUCGUGUUUGCUAGUCAAUAUGCAUCAAUCCUACCCCAAGACAUUCAAACACAGUAUUUAGAUGCGGCCUGGUCUGUUCUUAAAUCGGAAACGAGUGCUCCGGUUAAACUAUCUGCUGUUAAGGCCAUCCGCAACUUUAUUUCUCAUAUACCUGGCGACGCCAUGGCUCAAGUUGCGCCUCGUGUUCUUCAGGAUUUGGCACCUCUUUUACUAGUCACAGUCGAGGAAACCCUUGCAUUAGUUAUGGAGACACUAUCAGUAUUACUCAAGGUCGAGGGGGGCAAAUGGUUAACUGCAGAUCAUGCUACAUCUUUGACUACCGCGCUCCUAGAUGUUUGGCGGAAAAAUGUCAAAGAUCAAGUUUUGCUCUCGGUGAUUACUGAUGUCUUCGAAGGGUUAGCGGCUGCAUCAUAUCAAGCAACUGUUUCUCAAGCCCUCCCAUCCCUAUCAGCGGCCCUAGCAUCAGUAUCGAAAGAUGAAACCUGGGUUACGAGUUCGGCACUCGAAAUAGUUACAGGUUUAAUGAGAGGAGUUCAGGAGGGCCAACUUGGACAGGGCUUCUUCGAUAACCUAGGUCCGGCUCUUUUCAAGGCAAUUGGAGAAACAGAAGAUCGUGAAGUUAUACAGAAUGGAAUCGAGUGCCUAACCUUGAUUAUUCGCAAAGACCACGGACAACUUACUCAAUGGCACGACUCCACCGGUCGCUCUGGAUUUGAUAACGUACUUAGUUUCCUGGCUCGUCUACUUCAGCGUGACCAAAACGAAUCUGGAGGGCUAGUGGUCGGUGAUUUGAUAAUUCACUUGUUUAGGCGUUCUGGCGAACAGAUCGGACCUGUCUUACCUGAGCUCCUGCAAGCCAUGGUCACCCGUAUUGACUCUGCCAAGACAGCUACGUUCUUGCAAAGCCUCAUUGUUCCAUUCGCGUUCUUGAUUCAUACCCAACGCGACAAUGUUCUCAACUUGCUCGAGUCGACUUCUGUAAACUCUAAGAGUGGACUUGAAGUCUUCAUACAUGCAUGGUGCGAGAACGCAGAAAUGCUUCAGGGUAAUUGGCCAUCGAGGAUCAGCACCCUUGCCUUAUGUCAAAUGUUUAUCUCUGAUCGACCGACCCUUCGUCAAAUAUACGUCAAAGGUGAUAUCAUUGUCAAGCCAGAGACACGAAAUGUUAUCAUUACUCGCUCUCGUGCCAAACAAACACCCCAUGAAUUCAAGAGCAUUCCUUUCCAAACAAAGGCUCUCCAACUCAUCAUCCGCGAGCUCCAAGAGAUGGGCGCUGAGGUAGAACCCAUGAGUUCAAAGGAUGUUGCUGAUGUUGCUGAUGAUGACUCUGAUGACGGGGAUGAGUGGGCUGACGAGGAGAAGCUCUAUUUGGGCAUGAAACGGGAUGAAUUAGCAUUCCUAGCUGGCGUCGAUAUGGAGGAUGGUGAAUCGGACGGUAAAGGUGGUUUAGACGACGAAGAUUUGCGACAAGACCCGAUCUCUAAGAUUGAUAUGAGGGCGCAUUUAUUACAAUUUUUGAAAGAUUGUGCACAACACAACGUAAACAGCUUUUCUCAGAUUGUCGAGGAGCUGGGGACAGAGGAUAUGCUAGUUGUACCUCCACUGGCGUCUCAAGAUGGUACCUUCCUUGCUUCUCUAGCACCAACUCGUUCCUUUCACUUGACCACCCCGCGAAAUGAAUCAUACAAGAGUCGUAAAGCUCGUGCCGCCAAGCGAAAGAAUAUUGAAACGCAACAAAAGAAGCAGCAAGGAGCAUCGACGGCUAAACCGAAUCCAGUCUUGGGGCACUCAAACACUCCUGAAGGACAUAAACUCUGGGAGAGUAGCGAUCUGUGCAAAAUUCUUCUAACCGAAGCAAAAAUACUUGAAGCUCACUCACAAAAUCUUCCGGUGGUUUCAAGCACUAUACCUUUCCCAGUGAAUCUUAAUUUUGGUAUCAAGUCGCAAGAAAAGGAGCUAGUAUUCCAGACAUUACCAGAGGUUGCUGCGCAACAAACAUUCUACCAGACGACGAAGUCUUCAUACGAUGCCGAACUAUCGUCCCACGUCCAUGCUUUGCAACAAGCCGAAUCACAGGCCACAAUUAACGCAGUUCACUUGUCACGCUUGACUGAUCUACGGAAUGCGAGCGCAGCUGGAAUUGCAGUAGAGAACCGGCGACGAUGUGUCGAAGCAUUCUCACUACCCGACAAGCCUAACGAUACUGGUCGACCAGAAGUUCAAGCUGCUAUCCUCACAGCCCAAAUUCGAAAUCUUGAUGCACAUUUAAAGCAACACACUCACGAUAUUCAUAACCGCCGUUCACUUCGUAUGAUGGUUCAUAAGCGUGCAAAGAUCCUAAGGUACUUGAAGCGACUUGACUUGGAGCGAUAUGAAGCGGUCCUGCCACGCCUUGGACUAGAGGCGGCGGCAGUUGAGGGGGAACUGGAACUCAAGUAA
Molecule: messenger RNA, 5430 nt
Organism: Rhizoctonia solani
Lineage: Eukaryota; Fungi; Basidiomycota; Agaricomycetes; Cantharellales; Ceratobasidiaceae
Product: ribosomal protein S15
Exons: 35
Coding region: 1-5430 (1809 amino acids)
Biological process (GO): translation; protein import into nucleus
Cellular component (GO): ribosome; cytosol; nuclear envelope
Molecular function (GO): peptidyl-prolyl cis-trans isomerase activity; small GTPase binding; structural constituent of ribosome
Source: RefSeq, a predicted model, not a curated record